Messenger RNA from Venturia canescens, 4407 nucleotides. RefSeq lists its product as uncharacterized. The record is from RefSeq and is a predicted model, not a curated record. The transcript has 2 exons. The coding region runs from base 1648 to 3519 and encodes 623 amino acids. Lineage: Eukaryota; Metazoa; Arthropoda; Insecta; Hymenoptera; Ichneumonidae.
AUAAUGAAAUGAUUUGAUGAAAAUUUAGGAAGAUAACACAGCAGUCGUUUCUCUGUGCCAUACGAAAAAUUGCAUAGUUUCGUAUUUUCCCCUUUACCACACUGAAUUUUACUCAAUAACAUAGCAAAAUUCAUGCGCCCACCAAUUAUAUGAGGCGUUGCGAGUAUAAACAUGAAAAUCAACCAGUGGCUCAUAGUAAAAUUUCAAGCUUUUUCUCCGGUCCAAUUCACCAAUUUUUAACAUUUCGCCAAAGACACGAGUGACAUUCAGAUAUCGAUUCAUCGUUCAAUGUAAGAAUGUCGUUGAGCUAAAUUUUGCCUGUCGUACAUAGUAAAAUUUGAGAGAACUGCUUUCGGCAUCAAAAUUACUAUACACUUUGGUGAAAUGUAGUGGAAUGGCGAUAUAUAGAACAGCGCUGCUACAAAACAUAGCAAACUUUUCUAGCAAAUUCAUCCGAAAUAUUUGUAUAAAAGUCUCUACGUGUAAAUGUGGUACACCGUAAAAAAACCUUCACAAAAGUAGUGCGAAGAAGUAAUUACCUUCAAAUUUAGCAUUCAACAUCGCACAUUAUCUGCCCUGUGCAUGGGUUCUCCAAGAGGCUUUUCAAUUCAUCGUUCUAUUUCAGAGUUUCAUGUAAUUAGUCGAUAGUUCAACUCACGAUAUUGUAAUUUGAAAUUAAUUGAAAAGCUACUAAUCUCGUACCUUGUGACAUUUCAAUUUACAUUUGAAUGAUAAUUUUUACAAUAUUCAAAAAUGUACUUUAUGAUCAUACCUAAUUACUUAGACUUAUUAUACACGAGACCCAAAUAUUUGCAACAUUAUAAUGCAAUUGACGAACUUUUGUCCAGCGAUUAGUUUUGUUGUGACGAUUGAAACGAGUGCGGUACUUUAUGAAAAAUGAACGAAUCGUCAUCUACGAAAUCUGAAUCGUUUGCAAUUUUAUAUAGCCGCUUGCUAUUAUCCCGCCUUUUAAAUAGCCGUACAAAGUUUCACGAUAUGAGUGAAAGAAGGUAAAAAAAAACGAUCAAAUUCCUUUUCAUUGCCCUAAAAGGGGGAAAGAAAAUAUUGUAGGUUAAUUGGCAAUGAAAUCGAUAAAAAAAAAACUCUGAAAUUGAAAAGCCGAAGAAUAAAGCUACUGCGAGAACACGACACGCUACCCUGAUACGUGAUGACAGGCUGCUUGGAGCAAUUGAAACUACCGGAGUAUUAAAGAUAACGAUCACUUCGAUAAAAACACAAAGUACGAGUCCAAUCGGCAUGGGAAUAAAAUAGUGCGUUAGUAAGUUCGAAAAUAUUGGCAAAUAUAAAAUAUGGAGAUAGUGUAACCCGUGCGUGACAGAUUGUACACUGAUAUGAAAAAGUAACUACUUUUAUGCAGCUCCUAUCAUUCUUAGAAAGGAAUGUUGGAGAAGUUUUCUAUCCAAAGUCAUCGCAUGUUAUGAUUUAAGUGAGCCAUUCCAUGACUCGAGAGGAUUGUAAAUAUUUAAAAUAUUUUAACUACCCUGCAAUCGCUCGUGUUUGUCACUUAUGGUAGUCGCUGGUAACGCUUUUUGCCGUACGGAUGAACCUUCUCACUCAGUGGAACGCCACAAAUCUUUCUGUGAACACUCGAGUCAGUGCAACUUUUAUAAUAAUCCUUGAGACAUCAUGGACAAGUUCCGCUUUUGGCUGAUCGUGCUGCUUCUACGAUUCGGAGGGAUGACACUCGUGAAUGGAAAAGGAUUGCCGCUGUUCGCUGGAACGCCUGAUCUCGCCGGAAUAACGGGAAAAAUCAUCAGUAAUUGCUAUAGCGAGCGAGUUAAGGAAAUCGGUUUGGCCGGUACAUUUUCCGAUUCGUUUUUCACCACCGUGACGUCAGGCAUUUAUCCAUUCAGUACAGUUUUGCUGAACGACGACACUAAUGAUCGUUCACCACAAAACGGUGAAGUGCCGUUAAUGAUGCGCUACAAAUUACAAGUCUUCGCGGUCGCGGUAACGUCAUCUUCCGAGCUCAAAGAGACUCUCGUUCGGAUAAGCAAUUCCAGGUGGUGGAAUCACAUGGCUAAAUUUUAUAUAUUUGACUCGGGAAAUAAAGUCCGAUGUUCGGAGGCUUUUGAGGUUUUGUGGACAGCGUGGAAGAUGGAUAUACUCGGAGCGAAAUUUAUUUGCAAUGACGAUAAGAAAGGGCCAUUGAUUUACAUGUUCAAUCCUUACACGAAUAACGCCGGAGAUGAUUGGAAAUUGGAGCGCAUCUACGAUGGUGUUAACAACCAUCCAUGGGCUCUGUUCGUACGAAAAUGUCAUGCAAAUGUCAACAUUUGCCAAAAUAUCGAUUUUGACCAAACGAGGAAUCCCGGUGGAUACGAAUUUCGAGUAACGUCUGGAACCAACAACAUCUUACCGAAUCACACUUCAACUGGCCAGUAUACUAAGGCCAAGUAUUUAAACUACUUCCUCCACAUGAUAUCUCGGCACAUGGAAGUAACAUUGAAAUUUAUUUUGCACGAGAAGAAUGAAACAUUAGGAUUCGUCGAUCAUAAUGGCAAAGGCCACGGUAUGAUACAAGACUUAAUUGAAGGACGAAGCGACAUGUUGAUGCAUGUUAUACCGGUAACAAAGUUCCCAGAACUACCAGGGUCUUCGUGCAUAUCCGUACAGUUUCACGCAGUGACUCGAUACACCGGUUACCCCUCCCAAUGGGAAAAAUUUAUUUCGGCAAUCGAUCCUCCUUCAAGAAUUGGACUGUACAUCGUGAUCCUCGCGAAUUUCAUUUUUUUCAAGUACGCUUUUCGACAAUCAUUUAUGAUAGCUUUUCUUAACACAAUUCGGAUAAUCUGCAACUCUUGUCUCGUCAAGCUUCCCGUCAAAAUGGGUUUGAGAAUUUAUCUCGCAUGUUUGUUCCUAUUCUUCAUAGUUAUUCAGGCAUUGUACCAGGGUGAGCUUGCUGCUCGAUUGACGAAGCACGAACGCUAUCCGAACGUAAAUAAUGAACGUGAUUUAUUAGAAUCUACUUAUAUUAUUUAUGGGUACGAAAUAUAUAUCUUAUUUUUCAAUGGAAUCGCCUACAUAGGUCGUUUUGUCCCGCUGAAAGACACCAAUUCUUGUUUAAAUAAUUACGUUCUACACAACUCGUCAAUCGCUUGCAUCGGUCUGCUAGAUAUUUUAGUGAACCCUGCCAUCGAACAUAAGCUUCAUGUAUCAAAGAACCCGAUCGCACAGUUCCAGAUGAAAUUUCCAGUUGGGAAAAACCUACCUUUGGAAGAAAAACUUAAUCGAUUGUUAUUGAAUUACAUGAAAUCCGGCAUUCCCGAUUAUAUUAAGGAAACUAUUUUUACUGACGAAAUGCAUACUUUGGAUUUCAAUGAAAACGGAAUUGACGAUCAAAGUUUCAAAGUCAUAAUGCUCCGGGAUUUGGAUUUUGCAUUUUUCAUUAUUCCAUUCGGAUUGACAUGUGCGACCAUAGUUUUUCUCAUUGAGUUAUAUGUAUCACGGAAUCGUCCGUCACGUAAGAGAAAACAAGUCCGUUUAGCAUGGCAUUGAAUCGCAAAAUCGAAAUCCGAUCGAGAAGUGUAGGAUUAUUCAGCCUUGUAGGUUCGUUUUGUCGAAAAGCAAAUAAGCAUGAAAAUGUUCGCGCUGUAACGAAACGUGUUUGAAAGUAGUAAAGAAGGGAAGCAAAUCCCUUGAAAUUUAGCAUUCAGCAUUGGACAUUAUCUACCCUGUGUAUGGAUUCCCCAAGAUGCUUUCCAAUGCAACAUUCUAUUUCAGAAGUUUCACGUAAUUAGUCGAUAGUUCAAUUUACGAUAUUGUUAUUUGUAAUGAAUUCUGAUCGCACCUAACUACUACUCAGACUUACUAUACACUUCGACCUUGUCAAUUCGCCGGGUUGAGACCCAAAUAUUUACAAACAUAAUAAUCCAAUUGAUGAACUUACAUCCAGCAAUCGGUUUUGUCGUAACGAUUGAAAUGAGUGCGGUAUUUUAUCAAAAAUAAACUAAUAAAAUUAUUAAAUCUUGUCAUCUACGAAAUGUAAAUCCCCUAGCGGAUUGUAUUUUUUCGGCCGAUGCCUGGUCGUACAAUGCCCUGAGUCCCUUGCAUUUUUAUAUAACCGCUUUAAAUUUUCCCGCCUUUUUAAAAGUUAUUGAAAGUUUCAUGGUAUGAUCGAAAAAGUAUGAAAAAACGACUCAAGUCAUUUUAUUUCCUCCAAGAAACGAAAAAAAUUGAAUUAGUCAAUGAUUUUAUUUCAUGACGCGACACGUUUCGGAAGCUUGACUAUACACCCAACUCACCUGAUCUUUGCCACAUGUUUAGACUAGAAUCCUUUACUAAAUUGUCAUUUAUUUGUUAAACGUUAGUGCAUCUAUCAGAAUUGUUGUGAUGUUUGAAACGAAUGUGAAUUUCUCGAUAAAAUAAACACAUCAUAUAAUCUAU